CUAUGUGCAGCGAAGAUGCCGAGUCAUUGCUUCACAUCCUCACCUUCUUCGGGAUGACUGCAGGUGGCAGCACUGCAUUGGCUGAGAACCGAGAGGGAGUGUUCGGAAUCGUGACAGGGUUUCUUCACAGCAUCUGCGCGCUGGAGAUCGUCCCCCUGGCACUGCGUCAGACCGUUCUAGCCUCUUGUUUCUGCGUCGCCGGCGCCGUCGUCGCAGCGCCCCCUAGCGACGACGGAGUGGAACUCGUCGAACAAGAUCCCUGCGUCCUCAAGUUUGCGAUGCACAUACUGGAGGUCCUCCAUCGUAAGGAGGAACAAAGGAGAAUCUCCCAGGAGGAGUCGUCGACGGGAUCACACGCCGACGCGACGGUGACAUCUAGUGGCCAGAAAAGUAAUGAUCGGGACGCGGAGGCAGGCGGCGCUGACCGGCCGUUCCGUACUGUGGAUGGCGCAGAAGACAGCAGUGAGGUGACGCGCGAACGGACUACCGCCGCGGAUUCUGCCGACAAUAGAGCAUCUGGCAGGGCGGACAGUACUGAGCAGGCCGGGGACGUGCCUUCCCCGCGCACGAAAGAGAGUAGUGAAGUCGUUGAGCAACAGGUGGCGCCAGGAGACGUGAGCAACGAGGAACCAGCUGCUAUUCUUCACGAACAGUUGAUGCGUUUCAUUAGGGACCUGAUAAUGGCUCUACCACAGGAGCAGUUCUCGCCGAUCCACGCCGUACUGAACGAGGCGAAGCGAUCGCAGCGACUGCUACUGCUGCGCCACCUGCUGGAUGAGUCGCCGGAGUGCGUGCGGCGUCUGCAUGCCGUCGCCGCGCUCAAGGGAAGCCGGCUCCACCACCUGCAGCACGCGAUCGCGGGGCUUCUCCCCGAGAAGGAGGAAGACGGAAAAGGAAGCCCCACCGCCGCCGCCAGCUCAUCCUCCGUCUCCUAGCGACGCGAGAGAGAGGAGAGCAGUGCCAUCUGUUGGUCAGCGAUGGAAGCUCUGCUGCCAGCUCCUCCUCGCGGCGACACGAGACAGGAGAGUAGCGCCAUCUGUUGGGAACAAAGGACAGCGCCGAAAUCGGCCAACGAUCGUCGACGGCGCCAUCUGUUGAAAAAACAACGGCAAUGCUGUCGGCUCGUCCUCUUUCUCCUAGUGGAAUCGGCGAAGGAGAACGUCUUUCUUCCUGCUCUUCUAGUGGCUAGACAGAUAAAGGAAGCUCCCUCUCCUAGUGGCAGGACAGAGAAAGACAAAGACAGUAGCGCCAUCUGUUUGCCACAAACAGCAGAGCAUCCCUUUGCUGGAGAGUAUACGCCGCGGACACACCGCCGCCACGAUACAGGCAAUUACAUAUUUCCAAACACAAUCAAACUCCUGAGUGAGAUAUUUCCUACAGGUGGCCCGACGUGACAUUCCACGCGGCGGCCGUGAUAGGGUGCUGCCGUCUGACGAAAAACUUCUGGUGAUACUUCCUCCCAUUUGUAGGGAUGGAUGAGAAGACCCUUGACUUAGCAGUGAUCAGUCAUCUGGUGUCGUGUAUCAUAAUCGAAUCAUCGCAAGAUAAAGGUUCCCGUAUAAAAGUCGAUUAACUGUGUUGUAAGAAGAUUUAGGUUUAGAGACUUCCCAAAGGACAGUUUUCUCUCUUUCCGAAUUAGAGGUCCCUCGAUUCUGGGAAUUCUACCAGAUUCUGUACGUACUGUAGCGUAACGGAUACGUAACAGCAUACGAUCAUACUCUGCAGGAAUAAAAGCAAUGUCUCAACUGGUGGGUUAGUCCUCAUAGAAGAUGAGACUCGGGUUCUCUUACACUAAAGAUGAGACUCCGCGGCAUUACACAGGCGUAUCUCACUCGCCGCGUAUUCUACAUCUGUCAUUGAUGUAAGAGAAAUAUUGUGAGGUUGCGGGAAACUGUGUUCUGAUGCUAGGAUUGUGAUUGUGAUUGAGAUUGAGAUGAGGUUUCUUGGAAUUAUGCCUGGGUUAUGCAUUUGUUCAUCUGUGUUUUCUUGCCGAUGCCAAAUGGCUGUUGCUCAGUCAGAUCGUGUGUAUGAAAUCAUCCGACCUGUGAUGGCCAGUAAGUUGGUUGCAGUGCAAAGAAACCGUUCUGCCCCAGGGUCCCCACCACCCUUGAAAGUCCUUGUAUUUUGUCCUUUGUCCUUAAUUUGUCCUUUUGUCAUUGAAAGUCCUUGGAAAUAGAUCCAAGUCCUUAUUUUAUGUCUAAUGUCAUGGAAUUCUACUUUUUUGAUAAGCAAAUCUUCAUUGCUGGUUAUCUGACUGACACUAUUCCAAGUCUUUGAUAAAACUGUUAAAUUUAAUCCAAAAUAUACAUGUCAUUGUCUACUAAUCUACUAAUUUUUACGUGCAGGUGGUGUAGGGGUCUAGACACUAAGUUCAUCAUUUUAAUAUUUAUUUAUUAAUCAGUGUUCAUAUUUUACUACACAAUUGUGUCAAUUUGUGUGUAAUUUGUGUGUAGGAAAAUACACACUAAGUAAUAAAAAAUUAUAAUAAUAGUCAG
Priapulus caudatus is the source of this 2495-nucleotide messenger RNA. RefSeq lists its product as uncharacterized. The transcript has 4 exons. The coding region runs from base 3 to 935 and encodes 310 amino acids. The record is from RefSeq and is a predicted model, not a curated record. Lineage: Eukaryota; Metazoa; Priapulida; Priapulimorpha; Priapulimorphida; Priapulidae.